Messenger RNA from Zasmidium cellare ATCC 36951, 3048 nucleotides. RefSeq names its product carbohydrate-binding module family 32 protein. Gene Ontology annotation, biological process: trehalose catabolic process. Gene Ontology annotation, molecular function: alpha,alpha-trehalase activity; carbohydrate binding. The record is from RefSeq and is a predicted model, not a curated record. Lineage: Eukaryota; Fungi; Ascomycota; Dothideomycetes; Mycosphaerellales; Mycosphaerellaceae. The transcript has a single exon. Gene Ontology annotation, cellular component: fungal-type cell wall. The coding region runs from base 1 to 3048 and encodes 1015 amino acids.
AUGCUCCUCACAGCCUUAGCGCUCACAGCGCUACCCAUCCCCAUCCUGGCCACAAUCUACCCAACGCGCUUUAACGGCACCACAUGGGAUGACACGACCUGGACCCUCACGACCACUGCCCUCGACGCGCACCACUACCAAUCCCGCGCCUCCCUCGCCAACGGCUACCUGGGCAUCAACCUCGCGGCCGUCGGGCCCUUUUUCGACGUCGACGUGCCCGUAAACGGGGACAACAUCCAGGGCUGGCCGCUGUUUGACAGAAGACAGAGUUUCGCGACGAUCAGCGGGUUUUGGGACUCGCAGCCGACGACGAAUGGGACGAAUUUCGAGUGGUUGAAUCAGUAUGGUGGGGAGAGUGUCAUUAGUGGGGUGCCGCAUUGGGGCGGGUUGGUGCUGCGGGUUGGGGAUUCGGUGCUCGAUGCGAGUGUGGAUGGGGAUGAGAUUGCGGAUUUCAGUUCGAGUCUGGAUGUGAGGCGGGGUGUGAUGUUUUGGAAUUAUACGUGGACGCCGGAGGGGUUCGAGGGGGGGAUUGAUGUGCGGUAUACGCUGUUUGUGCAUAAGUUGCUUGUGAACACGGCCGUUGUGAGGGUGGAGUUGACGGCGCGGGAGACGGAUGUCAAUGUCACGGUGGUGGAUCUGCUGGAGGGGGAUUGUGCUGUGCGGACGGAGUUUGCGGGGAAAGGGUACUAUGAUGCGUGGGCAAUGAUUUGGAGUGCGGUGAGACCUGCUGGGUUGGGGAAUGUCACGGCUUAUAUUGCGUCGGCGUUGGUCGGGGAUGAAAGUUGUGAUACUGCGAGUCGGGUGCAGGUCCAAGAGGAUGAGCUUCCGGGAGGGAGUGGCAAUGCUUCCACGAUUGCGCAGGCUGUGACGGUCGCUCUGACUGCGGGACGGACGUCGACGGUCACGAAGUAUGUCGGCGGUGCUUCGAGCGAUGCGUUCGAGAUGCCGCAUUCGACGGCUUUGAACGCCUCCUGGACCGGAGCGAAUGCUGGAUUCGAGGCGCUAUUCCGGUCGCACGUGGACGAGUGGAGGACUGUGAUGCCGGCGGACAGUGUCGACAGUUUCAGGGAUGUGAAUGGCUCUUUGCCGUUCGAUGAGAAUGUCCAGGAACUGCAGAUCACGGCCAUCACGAAUCCUUUCCAGCUGCUGCAGAACACUAUCAGCGAGAACGCCUUUAUCGCUGCUGGUAAUAACACGAGACUGCAGACCAACAGUAUCAGCGUGUGCGGUUUGGGUGGAUCCUGCUACGCCGGUCUCGUCUUCUGGGAUACCGAAGUCUGGAUGCAGCCCGGCCUCGUCGUGGCCUUCCCAGAAGCCGCGAAGCAAAUCGCCCAAUAUCGGGUCAAGCUCUACCCUCAAGCCCAAGCGAACAUCGACACGGCGUACCAGUCCAGCCAGAACGAAACGGGCAAGUUCUCUGAUGCAGCAGCCGCAUACCCCUGGACGAGCGGGAGGUUUGGAAACUGCACUGGAACGGGACCAUGUUUCGAUUACCAGUAUCAUCUGAAUGGCGAUAUUGGUCUGGAGUUUUACAACUACUGGACUGUUACUGGCGAUACGGAGUUUUUCCAGGGCGAGUUGUUCCCGAUCUAUGAGUCGAUUGCGAACCUGUACGCUGAGCUGGUGGACUUCAACGAGACGACGGGAUUGUACGAGCUGUACAACGGGACGGACCCAGAUGAAUACGCUAAUUUCCAGAACAACGUCGGGUUCACCAUGGUCCUCAUGUCCAGCCAUCUGAACAGCACCAAUGACCUGCGAGAACGCUUCGGCAUGGAGGCCAACGCCACCUGGACGAACAUCUCCUCGCACAUCACGAUUCCCGUGAACAACGACGCGAACAUCAUCCUCGAAUACGCCACGCAGAAUGGUAGCAUCACCGUCAAGCAGGCGGAUAUAGUGCUCAUCGACGACUUUCUGCAAUUCCCGAACCCUUACACGCUGAGCAAUCUGGACUACUACGCCAGCGCGCAGUCUCCUGAUGGGCCGGCGAUGACGUACGGGGUGUUCAGUAUUAUUGCGAAUCGGGAGAGUCCCUCGGGAUGCUCGUCGUAUACGUACGAUCUGUAUGGCUCGCAGCCGUAUACGAGGGGUCCGUGGUUCCAGUUCAGCGAGCAGCUGAUUGAUGACUGGUCUGUCAACGGUGGCACACAUCCUGCGUUUCCCUUUUUGACGGGAGUUGGGGGUGCGAAUCGUGUCGCGGUGUUUGGGUAUCUUGGUCUGCGUCUCAACCCGGAUACUCUCGACAUCGACCCCUCGCUACCGCCUCAGAUCCCGCAAUUGGAGUUCCGUACGAUUUACUGGAACGGAUGGCCCAUCAAGGCGUACUCAAACCAAACGCACACGACGCUGAGGAGACUGGGAACGCCCCUCUCGACUGCGAACAGCACCUUCGCGAACACUUCGAUCCCCGUCACAAUCUCCCUAACAGGCACCGAAGUCCUCGACCUCCCCAUCAACACCACCCUCACAAUCCCCAACCGCCAAAUCGGCACCAUCAAAACCACCCCGGGCAACCUCGCCCAAUGCCGCCCCAUCACCUCCCCAGACCCCUACGAACCGGGCCAAUUCCCCCUCUCCGCCAUCGACGGCGCCAUCUCCACCAAAUGGCAACCCACGCAAUCCAACCGCACCGCCUCCAUAACCGUCUCCCUCCCGCAACCCUUCGUCCCCAUAACCCGCAUAACCUUCGACUGGGCCCAAGCGCCCCCCACGUCCUACCGCGUCGCCUUCCACAACCUCUCCGACACCUCAUCCGUCCCGCCUCUGAACGUCACGAGCUCGGCGAACGUCACCGUUAGUGACCCCUUCGAUGAGGCGGAUCAGUUUAUUAUCCGGCCGUAUAGUUCUAACACGACGAAUGUGACGCUCGAAGGGGUGGUGUGGAGUGCGCGGUAUGCGACGUUGGAGAUUGAGGGGAAUUGGGCGACGGUGGGGACGGAGAAUGAGCGGAAUGGGACCGGAGCGACGGUCGCGGAGUGGGGGAUUGUGGCGAGGGAUGGGGAGGAUGUGGUGCGGAGGAAGGGGGUGGGGGUUUGGGAGGGGUGA